Malania oleifera is the source of this 1911-nucleotide messenger RNA. RefSeq names its product nuclear cap-binding protein subunit 2. The transcript has 12 exons. Gene Ontology annotation, biological process: mRNA cis splicing, via spliceosome. Gene Ontology annotation, cellular component: nuclear cap binding complex. Gene Ontology annotation, molecular function: RNA cap binding. Lineage: Eukaryota; Viridiplantae; Streptophyta; Magnoliopsida; Santalales; Ximeniaceae. Bases 609 to 1379 code for a protein of 256 amino acids. The record is from RefSeq and is a predicted model, not a curated record.
AACCCAAACCUGAUUUAAACCGGCGGGUCAUGAGUUGCGGGUUGGACCCGUUUUGCCACCCCCUACUCCCUCGCAUCCACUGCGCCCGCAGCUGCUCCUCCGUAGCCAGUGUCUUUGCUUCCCACAAGCCUCACGCCGCUCGUCUUCUCCAGCAACAACUGACCAACAAGUCAUUGAUGCAUGUGGCCCUUCUGAUACAUAGGAUGGAGCUUGGCAGCUUAGUUAUUGUUGCCAUCUCAACUACCAAGUGCUGGUCUUGCAAUUGGGAACUGGCAGACUUAGACUUCAAGUAAGAGGGCACUUAACACUUAUCUGCCAAUAGGUCUCUCUCCUACUCUCUCUCUCACUCGCUCCUCGACGUGCAGCAGCAUAGGCCCAUCCAUAAUCUGCCAUCUCCGUCGGCGCUUUCUCUGGUGGACUGCCCACGCUGGCUCUGAGGGUAUUCCUAGCAGUGUUCACUGUCAUUAGAAUUGAGAUUUUGGUUUCUUCCGUCUCAACUUUUACUAGAGGUGUAGAUGAGUUGAGUAGAGGUGUAGAUGAAUUGGUAAAAUUGUGGAGCUAAGUCUUGGGUUUUUUUAUUGGGCCUUCCAUUUUAGUUACAAGAGGCUAUGGCUUCUCUGUUCAAGGAUCCAAACAAGCUUUCAGCAUAUCGUGAUAGAAGAUUUUCUGGAACACAAGAAGAAUUUGAUCAUGCACUUCAGACUUCGACAACCGUUUAUGUUGGGAAUAUGUCCUUCUAUACAACUGAAGAGCAAGUCUAUGAACUAUUCGCUCGUGCUGGAGAAAUAAAAAAGAUAAUCAUGGGUUUGGAAAAGAACACAAAAACUCCUUGCGGUUUCUGCUUUGUUUUAUACUACUCUAGAGAGGACACUGAGGAUGCUGUCAAGUUUAUAAGUGGAACGAUUCUUGACGAUCGUCCAAUUCGUGUGGAUUUUGAUUGGGGAUUCCAAGAAGGAAGGCAAUGGGGGCGUGGUCGAAGCGGUGGACAGGUGCGGGAUGAAUAUCGCACUGAUUAUGAUCCUGGCAGAGGUGGUUAUGGAAAAUUGGUUCAGAAAGAGUUGGAAGCACAAAGACAGCUUGUAGACUAUGGUGCUGGUUCAUUGGGCUCUUUCCCACCAGUUAUGCCGUCGCAAUAUGGUAGGCACGGAGGAAGCCAUGGUCAUGGGGGUUCUCAUCGACAUGGUAGAGAUUACCAUCGGAAGCGAUACCGUGAGGAUGACCGCCAUCCACCAGAGAUUUCAAGAAAAACCUCAGAUAAUGAAUCUAGGAGAAACUCUGACCCUGAUUCUCGUCCGGUAAUUUAUUGUUGGUUUGUGUAUUGUUUCUGUUAUUCUACAUCUUUUACCCCUACGAUUGUUGUAAUUGCCAGACUGUUUUAAAUGGCACACUGCAUGAGAAUUAGAUGUUUCUGUUGAAUGGAAGUAAAAUCUGUGAAACUGCUUUUUCUUUUUUAAAAAAAAUUCUUUUUGGCUGAAAUGACAUCAAUGCCUCAUCACUGGCAAAAUGGUGGCAGUUGCCACUAUUGUGGGCAAUGUUAACCCUGUCCAUUUUUAUGCGGUGAAGCUAUGGAUUGAUGAUCUUGUUCAUUUGAUGCAACAGGAAAAGAAUCCACGUUUUCGUGAAAGCGGCGACUCUGAUGAUGAUGAUGAUGAUCGGAAGUGAUGACCAUAAUCUAUUUGCUUUCUAUGCUUCACUUUAUAAAGUAGCUACUGAAAUCUUAGCACCCUUCCCUUGUUGAAAGGGUUGCAGCCCAAAUUUGAUAGGAGCUGAGAUCAUGUAAUCUUCUUAGGGGAACUGUGAUUCAAUGGAUGUUUAUUUUUUGGAGGCUUUCUUUGUUAUAAUGACAUGGCCAGGAAAUGUCAAUCAUCAAUUUUAGUAUGGUGCUUUGAAUUUAGAAAUGUUUUUGAACUA